UGAAAAGUCUUGCGCAUGCGCACAAAGCCCACGCGUUCAUGUGUUUCCUACGUCGGCUCUGGUGGAGGUCAUAGUGAACCGUCAAAAAGCUGGACCCUGACACACUGUUGCCAUGGCGAAGCUGUUCGAAUCCAUUGGGAAGUUGGGAUUGGCCUUGGCCAUCGGAGGAGGCGUGGUUAACUCUGCCCUCUACAAUGUUGAUGCUGGACACAAGGCAGUCAUCUUUGACCGGUUUAGAGGAGUUCAGGACAUCGUGGUUGGAGAAGGAACACACUUCCUGAUUCCUUGGGUCCAGAAACCCAUCAUCUUUGACUGCAGGUCUCGACCACGCAAUGUUCCUGUCGUCACUGGAAGCAAAGAUCUGCAGAAUGUGAACAUCACUCUGAGAAUAUUGUUCAGGCCUCUAGCAGGUCAGCUACCGAGGAUCUUCACCAGCAUUGGUGAGGACUAUGAUGAAAGAGUGCUUCCUUCCAUCACCACUGAAGUGCUGAAGGCUGUAGUGGCCAGGUUCGAUGCAGGAGAACUUAUUACACAGAGAGAGCUCGUGUCCAAGCAGGUCAGUGAAGAUCUGACCGAGAGAGCGUCCACCUUCGGCCUGAUCCUCGACGAUGUCUCACUGACACAUCUGACGUUUGGUAAAGAGUUCACAGAGGCUGUGGAAAUGAAGCAGGUGGCCCAACAGGAAGCUGAAAGAGCGAGGUUCGUUGUCGAGAAAGCAGAGCAGCAGAAGCAGGCGGCCAUCAUCUCAGCAGAAGGUGAUUCUCAGGCUGCGCUACUCAUCGCCAACUCUCUGGCCGUGGCAGGAGACGGCCUGGUGGAGCUGAGGAAGCUGGAGGCAGCCGAGGACAUCGCCUUCCAACUCAGCCGAUCACGCAACGUCACCUACCUCCCCCCGGGUCAGGGCACACUGCUGCAACUGCCCCAGUGAGGCACAUACACACAAACAAACAUGAACCCACACACUUCAGUGCACUUCCCCUUCCAGGAAAACUUGAUGAAGGAGGCAUGGCAGGGAGAAAGAGCAGCAGCUGAAGAGCCUACACGCGACCUAUUCAGAGAUGGCCAGCUGUCCCCUCUGUUUUAUUAGUCUCACUAUCUCUCUCUCUCUCGCUCACUCUCUCUAUGGCUGAAGUUAUGGACUGGAGAUUUUCCACCAGUGAAAUGGAGUCAAAGUGUGGAUCGGGAACGCAGCAGCUCUGCAGUGUGUGUGUUUGUGUUUUGUGAAAUGUAACGUAACAUGUUUAUGUAUUAAUGACUAAAGCAGCAAACAUCCUCAAGACAGCCCUGGAGUCUUCAAGAAUAAGAAAUUGGAGAAGUCAAAGCUAGUUAAUAGUUGGUGAAAUCAGUUCAUGUGUAAGUCUCACUCUUUAUCCCUGUUAGCCUGACUGGUUUGUUUUUUUCUGUAUUGUUUUUCUAAUUGUGUGGCAGAAAGCACACGUGUUCCAGAAGUCACAAAUUGGUAAAUUGAAAACAUUUCUACUGAAAUGUAAUGAAGCUGUCAGUUUGAAUCUGAAUAAACUGCAAACGAGCUUUGGUUCCUAGGCUCGGUAAGGAUCAACAGUCA
Messenger RNA from Ictalurus furcatus (blue catfish), 1564 nucleotides. It is a transcript of the gene phb1, whose product is annotated as prohibitin. Lineage: Eukaryota; Metazoa; Chordata; Actinopteri; Siluriformes; Ictaluridae. Bases 113 to 928 code for a protein of 271 amino acids. Gene Ontology annotation, biological process: mitochondrion organization. The transcript is spliced from 7 exons. Gene Ontology annotation, cellular component: membrane; mitochondrion. The record is from RefSeq and is a predicted model, not a curated record.